AUUCACUAUAUCUGGUCACCUACAGUACAAAGAACAUGAACAUGCAAUUAUUUUAGUAAAUAUAAACUGUUAAAUACCUUUUUUCCAACCCUAAGGAUGCCCCUGCAGCUGAGCACUGGUUAAAUCUUGUAGGAGGAGUUUUCAUUCUGCUCUAGUAGGAUGCAGAACCCCUGACCUCUGUGUGGACAGUGCUGUCACAUGCACUAUCCCAAAAAAAAAAAACCUCUCUAACAAUACACACCAAACUGAGCAUGUGCAGAGUGACUCCACACAAUGUCUUAUCAGGUGAUAAGAGGGGGCACUGUAAGAAGGGGAGGAUCAGAGAAGACAGGAUCAAACAGCGUGUUUACACAAUGCAGGCGAUUAACCCCUUAGGUUCCACAGUGAGUAUAACAAGCAUACUUUACUGCAUAUACAGACGGAUUAUACUGUUGUGGGUUUAG
Staurois parvus is the source of this 443-nucleotide messenger RNA. NCBI's taxonomy places the organism in Eukaryota, Metazoa, Chordata, Amphibia, Anura, Ranidae. The record is from the annotation of a GenBank genome assembly.